Xiphophorus maculatus (southern platyfish) is the source of this 1673-nucleotide messenger RNA. RefSeq names its product complement C1q and tumor necrosis factor-related protein 9A-like (gene c1qtnf9). The record is from RefSeq and is a predicted model, not a curated record. Bases 130 to 1149 code for a protein of 339 amino acids. NCBI's taxonomy places the organism in Eukaryota, Metazoa, Chordata, Actinopteri, Cyprinodontiformes, Poeciliidae. The transcript has 3 exons. Gene Ontology annotation, molecular function: protein binding.
UAAAUCGUUGGCUUCUCUCAUGCACUUUGCCACUGUUGCAUGGAGGAUCUCGGGGUCAGCCUUUUGGGGAAUAGAAGUUACUCUGUGCCAUGCUUGAGCUUCUAAAAGUCUAAAAGUACAGUAUGUGCAAUGUCGCAGAUAAGCUUUAGGGUUGCUCUCCUGCUCCUGCUCUUGGUCGUCAGAUGUGUGGCAGAGGAAGAAACAUCAAGUAAAGGCUGCAUUUGUGGGUACCCUGGAAUACCAGGAGAUCCUGGUCACAAUGGCUCACCAGGGAGAGACGGUAGAGACGGACUCAGAGGGGACAAAGGAGACCCAGGUGAAGUUGGCCCUUCGGGACCAUCUGGUACCGAUGGCUUAAAAGGAGCCAAAGGAGACACUGGUGCUAUUGGUAAUGUUGGACCUAAAGGGAAAAAAGGAGAAAAUGGAGAAAAGGGGUCUCCUGGAAAAAUGGGGCCCCAAGGAAUACAGGGACCAACUGGCAUAAAAGGAAGCAAGGGAGAACUUGGCUUGCCAGGACCCCAAGGACUUAAAGGAGAUUUAGGCCCACCAGGACCACAUGGUCCAAAGGGGGAAAUUGGCCUAAGGGGUGACAGAGGUAUUCAGGGGCCACUGGGACCCCCUGGUAAGUCAGGGCCUAAGGGAGAAUUGGGUGUGCCGGGUCACAAAGGAAACAUUGGUUACCGUGGCGAAAGGGGUGCUCGGGGUGAGAAGGGUGACAGCGGCGAAAAGGGAGAGUCUCCUGUCAUCCCCAAAAGCGCCUUCUCCGUGGGACUCACAGCGCGUAGUAAACUUCCACCAGCCAACUUGCCGAUCCGGUUCGACAAGAUUAUUUACAAUCAACAGAACCACUAUGACUCACAGACAGGGAGAUACACGUGCCCCGUAGCUGGCGCCUACUUCUUCACCUACCACAUCACCGUCUUCUCCAGAAACGUGAAAGUGGCCCUAAUGAAGAAUGGGGUAAAAAUCAUCCACACCACGGACAACUACCAGACCAGCGAGGACCAGGCAGCAGGGGGCGCUGUGCUGCACCUGGAUGUGGGGGACAAAGUGUGGCUGCAGGUGGUUGGAGGAGAGCUGUUCAAUGGGCUGUUUGCUGAUGAAGAUGAUGACACCAUCUUCUCCGGGUUCAUAAUCUUUGGAUCCUAAUUAAAGAUUUUCAACAGAAAUCUAAGAUAAAGCAAAAUUUAGUUUUACUUCUAUCUAAUUAUGAUCCAAUUAAAUUAAUAUAAUUCAAAAUUGGGUUGUUAUAUUUCAAAGUAAUUACAUUAAAAUUAAUUUGUAUUUUGUUUUCAUUAUUUCAGACAUAUACUGAUACUUUAUCAGUAUAUCUUCUGCUAAAUAAAGUUGAAAUGAUUUUUCAAAUAAGAUAAAAGUUAUAUGCAAGUGUAACUAUUGGUAAUUGUCUCAUCUGAAGUUGUAAGUAAAAUAUUUCCAUUGUACAGAAAGGUAUAUAUAUGUAUGUAAAAUAUGUAUUUAAUGAAUUACCAAACUGAGUUUUCAUUAAGUCACGAUCUGUUAAAUCAUAUUAAAUUACAUCUAUCUGUCCAGGAACUGUAGGUGGAAAUUGGCAUUUUUGCUAUAACCUGGUACCAUGCAUCUAUCCUUUUAAAAGGUUAAUGAAGUGUUGUACAUUGUCUCUGUGUAAAUAAAUAAAAAAAAUGUAUAAAGAG